Messenger RNA from Boeremia exigua, 795 nucleotides. RefSeq lists its product as uncharacterized. NCBI's taxonomy places the organism in Eukaryota, Fungi, Ascomycota, Dothideomycetes, Pleosporales, Didymellaceae. The record is from RefSeq and is a predicted model, not a curated record. The coding region runs from base 119 to 721 and encodes 200 amino acids. The transcript has a single exon.
GAAUGCAUUUAGAGAAGUUGAAGCUCGUACAUGGCACUCUCUAUUCUACACUUACCACGCAAAUCUUAAUCAGAGACUUCAUCGACUCACAAAGACCCGCCUUGCGACGCACGUUGCGAUGAAGUUGCACGUCCUCCUCACUUUGCUCCUUGUGGGCCUCCUCAACUUCGCCCUCGCACUGCCUGCAAACUCAACCGACCUCAGUGUCCCUCACCCCGUCGAUGCUGACGAUGCCACUCCACUCAAUGAGACCACCGACUUCGAAGCUGAUUACGUCAUACGCAACCCCGCUCCUGGCUGGUGUACCUUAAACAUCAACAUGGUCGAGCACUUUCCUCGCGGUGUCGACGGCGUCCCCGGCGGUCGAAGGGCCUCUAUUUCCGUUGGCGGCGUAUGGGACAACAGUUCGAAAGCCAUUCAAUGGGCAUGGUCCGACGGCACGCCUGCGGUUAUCAAUGGCUUCCCAAGCGAGCGCCGCAUCGACACAAAUGCCCUUACCAUCUUUCACAUCAUCCACAAAGGCGACUGGCUACGCUUCUCGUGGCACCACUACAACAGAAACUCAAUCUUCGAGUGGAUUCAGAUCGACUACUGGGGCACCACGUGGAGCGAUAUCGUAAAGGACUGCAAGACGGGACACUGCUGCCAGAGAGGUGAUUGGCACCCUGAUGGGAAGAACAGGUUGUUGCGUGGUGUCGCCUGCGGGUUUGCCUGCCCUUGAUCGAUGUGGCCACUGAGGUUGAUGCAUCGCUUUACCUAGGCGCCGUAAGAGCAGAAUGCUCACGUGUAACCCUU